UUCACCAGAGAGUGUUUAUCUUGAUUUUGAUAAAAUAAUAAAGCUAUAUUGUAUUAACAAUAAUAAAAUAAUUAUAAAAAAUGUCUGAAGAAAUUAAAUUACAAGAAUCCAUAAAAAAAACUCAAGAUUUAUUGGGUAAAUAUAUUAAAAAACCACCAUUAACUGAAAAAUUGCUUCGUAAACCACCUUUUAGAUUUUUACAUGACAUUGUGACAGCAGUAGUCAAGGAGACAGGUUUUCUAAAAGGAUUAUUUAAUGAAUUUGAAUCAAACAGUGUUAAUAUUAAAGAAAAAGAUGCAAAGUUAUCAUAUUUAACAAAAUUAAUUGAUGUUGUUAAAUUAAUAACUGGCAAUGAUAUUGGUGUCAGAGCAUCAAAGAUAAUAUCAGGUCAAGAGCCAAUAAAAACAAAUGAAUUACUCCAGGCAAUUGGUAAAGCAUUGAAUAAAAAAAUAUCAAGUGUUGAAGCAAUUGAACAUUAUAAAAAAUCAGGUGAAAAAAAAACAAAUACAAGUAAAUUAAAAAAAUCUUCAUCACCGCAGGAAAAAUCUAAUAAAGCUCAUGGCUCAUCUGAAGAGAGAGUUAAAAAAUCAAUUUCAUCUGAUGAAAAUGGAAAAAAAUCAACAUCAAAAAGAACUCCAUCAUCAGAACGUGUGUCAUCAAAAGAAAAAUCUAAAUCGAAAGAUGAAAAAAUCAGAAGAGGAUCUAAAGAUCAUACUAUUGACAAGAAAGAAAUUAAAAUAAAAGAAAAUAAAAAAAAAGAUUCAUCUGAUAGUAUUAAAACAUCAAGAAAAAAUCAUGAAUCAAUAACAUCAGGUGAAAAAUUAAAAAAAAAAAAACAAAAACCAAGCUCUCAUGAAAAUAUAUCGAUUGAAGAAAUUUCAAAUGAGCCAGUUGAUGAAAAUUUGGAAGCUGAAAAAGAAAAUCAUCUUGAAAUUGAUAAAAUAGAAGAAAAAAAUUCAACAAUUCCAGUUAAAGCUAUGAAUUUAUCAACAGAAUCAAAUAAUUUAAAUGAAAAAAAUUUAGAAUCUCAAAUUAUUUUAGAAUCAAAAAUGCCACUACCAGCAAAUGAGACACUGAGACCACCAAGUGUUAGACCAUCUAGUGCUCGUCCAGGAGCACCAAGAAUUAGAGGUAAAAAUGAAUUUGUUAUAAAACCCAAUGCAUUAACUCAAAUGGGUGAUGUAAAUGUUAUUGUUGAGACAUUUGAUACAAAAGAAGAUGAUCAAGAUGGCAUGGUGGUAAUGGAAACAAUGAGUAAUUAUGAUAAUACACAGAUGGGUAGUACAGAUUUAUUGAAUAAUCAAUUGACCCAAGAGCAUGGAUAUCUUGUUGCUCAAAUACUUGAAACACAACGUGAAUUAGUUAAUGAGGGUAAUGUUGAUAUUAUUCCAAAUAAAGUACAAAUUGAAUGGGACAUUGGCUUGAAAAAAGAUCGUGAUACGGUUGUUAAAGAAAUUGAUAAACUUCGUGGUGCCAUCCAAACAUUAACAAGAACAACAAAUCCAUUGGGUAAAUUAUUUGAUUUUCUUCAAGAAGAUGUUGAGAUAAUGGAAAAAGAACUUAUGAGUUGGCGUAAUCAAUACAAGACAAUUAAUGAACAGCUACAAAUUGAAAAAAAUUCAAUUAAAGAAUCAAUAAAACCACUUGAAGAAUCACUACGUGAAAUUGAAAAUUCUGUUAAGCUACAGAAACAAAGUAUCUAUCAAAUAAAGGGUAAUAUUAUAAGAAAUCAAGAAAAAAUUCAUAAGCUAUUAACUGGUGAAUAA
This is a messenger RNA of Aphidius gifuensis, 1766 nucleotides long. It is a transcript of the gene IFT54, whose product is annotated as TRAF3-interacting protein 1. The record is from RefSeq and is a predicted model, not a curated record. The coding region runs from base 81 to 1766 and encodes 561 amino acids. Gene Ontology annotation, cellular component: ciliary basal body; centrosome; axoneme. Gene Ontology annotation, biological process: cilium assembly; intraciliary transport; regulation of microtubule cytoskeleton organization. Gene Ontology annotation, molecular function: microtubule binding. The transcript has a single exon. Lineage: Eukaryota; Metazoa; Arthropoda; Insecta; Hymenoptera; Braconidae.